Molecule: messenger RNA, 426 nt
Organism: Schistocerca serialis cubense
Lineage: Eukaryota; Metazoa; Arthropoda; Insecta; Orthoptera; Acrididae
Product: putative NAD(+)--arginine ADP-ribosyltransferase Mav
Exons: 2
Coding region: 1-426 (141 amino acids)
Source: RefSeq, a predicted model, not a curated record
AUGGGUGGGAGACGCGUUAACCUGAGUCGCAGCUUCGCGGACGUCGCUAAGGGGAAGCCGGCCGCCCCCUCCGAGAGGCCAGAGCCGCUCGCAGGGGAGGCCGCACCGGCACCGCAGCCGUCGCAGCCGCCUUCGCCGGCGGCACCGCCUGCAGUCGAGUGGGAUCGGCUUGCCGGCGCCCGCGGCUGCGAGGAGGGUUGCCGCCCGCGCAGGGCUUCCCAGCACGUCGCUCCGCUGCCGACUACGGGAAACGUCGCGAUGGAGUCAAACCUUCCAGAAACAGCGAAGGAAGACGCCACCGAGCUGGCCGCUCAACCAGCUGAUGACUCAGCUACCGGUGCUCGUGGGAGCAGUUACGGUGGCCCUCCAGGCCACUGCCGGUACAAACCAGCCUUAAAAUGGAUAACGAUCAUAUUUAUGGGUUAA